Messenger RNA from Cimex lectularius (bed bug), 2089 nucleotides. RefSeq names its product protein SAND (gene Mon1). The record is from RefSeq and is a predicted model, not a curated record. The transcript is spliced from 8 exons. Bases 196 to 1614 code for a protein of 472 amino acids. Gene Ontology annotation, biological process: endosome to lysosome transport via multivesicular body sorting pathway; protein targeting to vacuole. Lineage: Eukaryota; Metazoa; Arthropoda; Insecta; Hemiptera; Cimicidae.
GGUAUUGUCCGGAUUAUCGGGGAGUUUACAAUCCUCCUCAUUAUCUCUUAUCCUUAGACAAUUUACCCAAAUGGGCGUUUAUCGCCAAAUAGAUGGAAUUGGCCCAGAGCUAAUGGUAAAAAGUAUGAUUUACCUUUUAUCCACUGUGAUCACCAUCUGUUGAAUAAAAAUCCAAGCCUACCGCAAUCUUCCACAAUGGAAAAUACAAAUGGAAAAGAGGUAGAACCUUUUAUUCUGGAAAAUAAUGUUGGAAAUGUCAUAAGCCAAGGUGACAACAUCGAUGAAACAUUAGCAAAUGUAAACAAUGUCAGUUUGCCUGAGGAGUCUGAAAAAAUCGAAGAUGAAGCCGAAGAAGUAACGCUGAAAGAAAUGAUUGACUGCUCAGAAUGGAGGCAGAAUCAUAAACAUGUAUUUAUUUUAAGCUCAGCUGGAAAACCAGUGUAUUCUCGGUACGGUUCGGAAGAUAAAUUGGCGACGAUCUUUGGUGUGAUGCAAGCACUUGUAUCCUUCGUUCAAGAUAGCGAUGAUUCAAUUCGAUCGAUACAUUUUGAACAAAACAUAAUGGUUUUUUCUAUAAAAGGACCUAUAAUUCUGGUAGCUGUGUCCAACAGAAAAGACAGUAUUGAAUUUAUUUCAACCCAAUUAACAUAUGUAUACAACCAAAUUGUCAGUGUUUUAACGCUUAGCCGGGUUACAAAAAUAUUUGAAAAAAGACACAAUUAUGAUUUAAGACGACUUCUGACAGGAUCUGAGCGCCUUAUCGAUCAUCUUCUCACGUUUUCAGAAACGCAACCAGAAUUUUUGCUCGAUGCAGUGUCAUGUCUUAAAAUGCAAUCAGCACAAAGAGAAGCCAUCUCCAAUGCCAUUAUCAGCACUUGCUCAAAAAUAAAAACUUUAGUAUUUGCUAUGUUAAUCGGAUGCAAUAGACUGAUAACUCUUGUAAGAAGAAAGAAGUACUCGUUACAGCCUUCAGAUUUACAUUUAAUCUUCAAUUUGGUCAAUUCUUCAGAAUCUUUCAAAACAGCUGAAAGUUGGACACCAAUCUGUCUUCCUAACUUUGAUGCUACGGGUUUCUUACAUGGACAUGUUUCAUAUUUGGCAGAAAAUUGUCAAGCUUGUCUUUUACUAUUAACUGUGGAUCAAAAUAUAUUUUUUGAAUUAUCAGCAGCCAAAAAGGCAAUUGUUGAGAAACUUGAAAAAAAUCAGUUGUUUGAUGUGAUUAAUGAAGGUUUGAAGAAACCCAAUUUAACUGUGAACGAUAUACCGAAAAUUUAUAAAAUGAGACAUUUCAUAUUCAAAUGCAAAAAGAGCUCACAUUUGUUAUCUCCCGUAUUGCCCGUACUUUACAACACCCCUGCGGCAGCCAAUAAUCUUAUGUUUCAAUAUCAACAACUUUACAGUACGAUUCAUCAGCCUGGUUCCCUGUUGAAAUUGGCCUUUCAGCAGUUACCGAAUGAAACCAUGUUGGGUUGGGUUACAGAAAAGUUUGAGUUAAUGGUCACAUUCGAACCGCUAAUUAAUAAACGUUCAGCAACUGAUGGUGCCAAAAAGUUGUCCCAAAUAAUAGAAAAAGACGAAGAUAAAUUUUUCAUUCAAAAUAUUUAUAAUUUUUAAUUGAUUAUAAAUAAUAAAUUGUUCGUAUUUAUUUUGUUUUGAAAGUAUCUAGUUUAUAAAUGAUAAUUGUAGAAAGGCCAAAAUUGAACCAUAAUAAAAAAAAAGUUUUCAAUUGUUCAGAUGUUAGUCAACAUAUCUAAACAUGUUAAGGUAAAAUGAGAUGUAAUUAAUUAAGAAAAAUAUUUCAUUAUUAGCUAAAUUCAUAUAUUAAUAAAAUUUUCACACAUUGAGAAUUCAGAAAUUCCGACUAAUUUGAUAAUUAAUAUGUUUUAAUCCAUUUGUUGUUGAAAUAAUUUUAAAUUCCAAAUAGAUAUUGUUUUUAUCUAGAAAUUACGCUUUACAUGAACAGUAAAUAAAGCAUCAGUUUUUGGUCUAUAACAUAACGAAUAAUUGUCUUCAAAAUUAUAGUCAUAGCCAAAGAUAUUUUUGUAUUUGUUACUAUAAUUGCGCUUGGAAUAAUUUAUUGUAUUUUUUC